UUCCCUCUCUCUCUCUCUAAUUUAAAACACUUUGAUUUGUCCUAUGUUCUCAUCUGUCACUGUUUCUCUCAUUCAGUUUUCACAUUCAAUUCUCACCCAACGAAUUAAAACACCAAUCCAAAUCCCAAGAUAUGAACAUUAAUAUCAACGACAACAACAAGUUCAAGAACCAACAUCUUCGUAUUGCAGACAUACUCGCUGAUGAUGAUGACGGCGAAUAUUUUGUUAGAGAUUUAGGCAUGGAGUGCUGGUCGCCUGGCCGGAUUGUUGCUCGCUGGCUGGCGGCGGUGUGGCGGCGGCGGCGGAACAAGGAGAGUUCUAUUGUGAAUGUGGUGCCGCUUAGGAAGCCGGAGGAGGAGGAGGAGAAGGAGAAUGAGCCUUUGCGCACAAGGGGUUCGGUCGAUGGUCUCCAGGGCCGUCCUGGUUCGUCGCUUUCUUCUUCCGAAAGACAGUGCAGAGAAGAUGCUUCGUUCAACUUGGGACUCGGGUGUAGUUAGCUAUAUCUCAUUGCAGCGAGUAAAAAUGAACUUACUAAGAUGGUGGAGUUGCGAAAAGAAGUGGAAAUGCUUCUUCAAAAUGUCAAAGUGGAAUUACAAAGGAAGGAUGUACUGUGUAAGCCAUUUGAGUCAAAUGACACAAUUGCUUAUUCCACCACUGAUAUACAAGAAGGUUCAAACUCUAACAGCAGAAUUUCACUUCAGUCACAAACUACAUCACAUGUCUUACAAGAUUCAGAAAGCAUUAUGGUACAUGAUCAGCUUUUGAUUAGUAAUCAUCAUCAAAAAGAGGAACAUGUAGAAGGAAUGGAUGAACUUGAGGCGGAACUUGUAGCUGAGUUAGAACUUCUGCAGAUCCACUUGGAUAGAGAAAAUUCGACGAAACAUCCACAGCAGCAAAGUAUAAAGGACUGGUACCAGCAAAGAGGAGCACAAAUGGGCAAAGACACUGCUUCUGUCAGAGGCCGCAGUUUGAGUUUUGGGGAAGUAAUUGACCCUCAAAAUGGAGGUACUGAAAUGGAAUAUGGAGUUCCACCCACAGAACUCGAGAUAGGGCUGCAUGAACUACUGGAAGCAAGACAGCAAGAAUGGGUAGAAGAUACUGAAAUGGAAUAUGGAGUUCCACCCACAGAACUCGAGAUAAGGCUGCAUGAACUACUGGAAGCAAGACAGCAAGAACGGGUAGAAGAGCUAGAAGCUGCUCUAGAAUGUACCAUACACAAGCUUCGUGAAAAAGAAAUAGAGGUUUCUUGGUGGAAAGACACUGCACGACUUAUUUCGCAGCAUGUUCCAGGGCCUUCACGAUUUAGUUCCUGACAUAAUUCAGAAACUUCUUAAUUAUGGAGGUAGGCAGCAAAUUGUAAACCACGGGUUUUGAGCAAGAUUUUGAUCAAGCCAUUAUGCAUGAGAAAUUAUAUUUAGGUGUUUGAUGAUGAGUUACAGUAUCUGUCUGGCUUUUUGGCUUAUGGAUUGUAACAGCGUGGGAUAUAAAGUGUAAAAAGGUGUAAUGCUGACAAAUGAGAAGAAUAAUACACAAUCAAGAAUUGCAACAGAGUGAAAUUGAACUAGGAAA
Molecule: messenger RNA, 1569 nt
Organism: Quercus robur (English oak)
Lineage: Eukaryota; Viridiplantae; Streptophyta; Magnoliopsida; Fagales; Fagaceae
Product: protein POLAR-like 1
Exons: 4
Coding region: 537-1313 (258 amino acids)
Biological process (GO): asymmetric cell division
Source: RefSeq, a predicted model, not a curated record